This is a messenger RNA of Parnassius mnemosyne (clouded apollo), 654 nucleotides long. Lineage: Eukaryota; Metazoa; Arthropoda; Insecta; Lepidoptera; Papilionidae. The record is from the annotation of a GenBank genome assembly.
AUGGGAAAGAAGAGUAUUGAUGUUUCAUGGAUCAGACAUCGGGACCUGCAUAUCCUGACAGUGGGCGGCUACACGUACACAUCCGAUCAACGGUUUCAAGCAACGCACUCACCUCAGACUGAUGACUGGACUUUGCACAUUAAGUGGGCACAGCAACGGGACGCCGGAGUUUACGAGUGCCAAGUAUCCACACAGCCCGUGCGUUCCUUCUUCGUCACACUGCACAUUGUUGUGCCAUCGGCUCGAAUAUUAGGUGGGCCUGAUUUACACGUGGAUAUCGGCUCCACUAUAAACUUGACCUGUCUAAUCCAAUUCAGCCCCGAACCUCCCGCCUAUAUAUUCUGGUACCAUGAGGACGAGGUAAUAUCGUACGACUCGUCGCGCGGCGGAGUGUCAGUAGUGACGGAAAAGGGCGCGGCAACAACCUCGUACCUGCUGGUGCAGGAUGCUACGCCCGCAGACUCCGGACGGUACUCCUGCUCGCCAUCCAAUGCGGAGAUCGCCUUCGUAAGAGUACACGUGCUCAACGGUGAGCGGCCGGCGGCAAUGCAGACGGGCUCCGCUGGCUUGUCAAAUAGCUCACGUUGCAUCCUUGCGUUACUGCUGAUUGGCAUUCUACACGCGCGUUUGUUACGCGCUCAACUCGCCAGCUGA